UGCCAACUUAAUAGUGGAACUUGCCAUCAAAGGAUAAUCUUUUCUUCCUGGGUCGUGACAGAUUAUUACCUGUUUGUGUUCAAUGGGACGACGAAUUCACUUUGUGGUUGACCCUCAGGAGGGACAUAUUUCAGUUGUGGCAAUUUUGUGUUAUUACUUCUGCUCAUUGUUUUGUAUAGCUUCAUUACUAAGAGCCUCAGUAGCUGAUCCAGGAAAGCUACCUGAAAACCCAAAGAUACCAAUUACAGAACGAGAAUAUUGGGAAUUAUGUAACAAAUGCAAUAUGAUGAGACCAAAGCGUUCACACCAUUGCAGUCGUUGUGGACAUUGCGUGAGGAGGAUGGAUCACCACUGUCCAUGGAUUAAUAAUUGUGUCGGUGAAGACAAUCAUUGGCUGUUUUUACAGCUGUGUUUCUACACUCAGAUCCUUAGUUCCUAUACACUGAUACUUGAUUUCUGCCAUUACUACUACUUUUUGCCUCUGGAAAAAGAAAACUGGGAUGUUUUUGUAUUCCGUCAUGAACUUGCUCUCCUAAGAAUAUCUGCCUUCAUGGGUCUAAUAAUAUUAGGUGGAAUAAGUGGACUCUUUUACACUCAGCUGAUGGGCAUUUUCACUGACACUACAAGUAUAGAAAAAAUGUCAAACUGUUGUGAAGACAUAUCGAGGCCCCCAAAGCCAUGGCAGCAGACCUUCUCAGAAGUUUUUGGCACUCGUUGGAAGAUCCUGUGGUUUAUUCCUUUCAGGCAGAGGCAACCACUGCGAGUUCCCUACCACUUUGCCAAUCACGUCUGAACAGAUGGAUGGUGGGCACAGAUGGGUCCUCCAUGCUGGAAGUGUGUUACAGGUUUUAUGGUAAUAGGACUAUGACAGUCUUCAAGUCAAUUAAAAUCCACCCACCAAUUGUAGGCAUCUCAGUGUGCCCCAGGUUUUAUUUUAAUGGUGGUCUUGAUUCUGUUCUGAGAUUAAUACAAGUUGUAUGUUUAACUUUAGGCAUAUUUACUCUCAA
This is a messenger RNA of Gavia stellata (red-throated loon), 1007 nucleotides long. It is a transcript of the gene ZDHHC21, whose product is annotated as zinc finger DHHC-type palmitoyltransferase 21. NCBI's taxonomy places the organism in Eukaryota, Metazoa, Chordata, Aves, Gaviiformes, Gaviidae. The record is from RefSeq and is a predicted model, not a curated record. Gene Ontology annotation, biological process: peptidyl-L-cysteine S-palmitoylation; protein targeting to membrane. Gene Ontology annotation, molecular function: protein-cysteine S-palmitoyltransferase activity. Gene Ontology annotation, cellular component: endoplasmic reticulum; Golgi apparatus. The transcript is spliced from 9 exons. Bases 83 to 793 code for a protein of 236 amino acids.